AUGGACGAAGAAUCUUUGAGUUCAACUGAUGAACAGUUGAUAAAACAAAAAAGAUUCUUCUCUUUCCUCAGUAGAGGACCUGUUACUCCUGUCCCUUUGCAUGAAGAAAGAGGUGAAUUACCAAAUUUGUUCUUACCUGUUAACUUGUUUUUCUCUUGGGUCAGUCCUGUAUUAAGAACGGGGUACAAAAGGACCAUAAAAGCUAACGAUCUUCCGAAAUUGAACAGCAGUUUGAGAGUCGAAGUAUUAUAUGAACGUUGGGAAGCUACUUUUAACAAAUACAAUGACAAAUGUAAGUUGCAACAUUUGGAGAAAAAAUGUAGAGAAAGAAAGGAGACUUUAGAAUCUUCAACUGUUGAUGAAAAAGUUGAUUUGGAAGAUUACAAAAUUCCUGCCAAAUAUAUUCUUUUCAUUAUCUUUUCUACUUUCAGGAAGGAAGUUUUCUUUUCAAUGGUUUGUUCCACAUUGUCAUCAAUUGCUUCAGCUAUGACUCCAUUAUUGACUAAGGAGAUUAUUAAUUAUGUAUCUUUGAUACUGAUAGGGAUAGAACAACAUCCGGGGAAAGCUUAUGGUUAUUCGAUAGGUGCAAUCCUACUUAAUUUGGUUGCGUUUUUUUUGUUGACCGCCAACUCAUUCUAUAGCACCCUUUCAGGUACUGAAGCCAAAGCAGCUUUAACCAAAUCUAUCCUCACCAAGUCAUUCAAAGCUGAUAGUAAGUCUAGACACGAAUAUCCACCUUCAAGGUUAACAACUUUCAUUGGAACCGAUUUAGCUAAAUUGGAUUUGGCAUUGCUUAUGGCUCCUUAUAUUGUUGCUGCUCCUGUUACUUUGGUGAUUGUUAUUGUCAUUUUGGUUAUAAACUUAGGUGCAGCUACAGGUGCUGCGUUUGCCAUUCUUGUGAUAUUCCCAUUAGCUUUUGCUUUAAUCAUGGCAGCAAUGAUGAAAACCAGGAAACGUGCUUUGGAAUUUACGGACAAAAGAGUAGGAUUCUUGAAAGAGAUUGUCAAUAAUCUCAAAAUCAUUAAAUUUUAUAGUUGGGAAGAUAGUUAUGAAAAAAGUGUUACUGAUGCCAGAAUCAAGGAAUCUUCUUUACUUGUAAAAACUCAAGAUUUCAGAAAUAUGGGGUUUGUCUUGUUCAUAUCACUCACUCCUAUCAUGUCGACAGUAACAUUUUUGGUUUUAUACGCUAUUGGGUCGGACAAAAGAAAUGCUGCUAACAUCUUUUCCUCAAUUUUCUUAAUUGGACUUCUUGGUCAAGUUUUCAUCACUUUACAAUUGGCCAUAAGUUCAUUAUUGGAUGGUUUAGUGUCCAUGAGAAGAAUUUUUGCAUUUUUGGUAAGCGGUGAGUCAAGUGUUUCAGAAAAUGUUCAGUUCAAUGAUAGUUUACCCUCAGAAACUGAUUUCAAUCAACAUGUCAUCAAAGUAGAAGAUGCCUCUUUUGAAUGGGAAACUUUUGAAGAAGAAACUGUCGAAAAAUCAGAAUCAGAGGGGGAGAAGACGGCAGAUAAUAAUCAGUCGUUAGACAUCAAUAGAAAGUUCAAAGGUUUGAAUAAUAUCAACUUCAGUGUCAAAAAAGGAGAAUUCAUUAUGAUCGUAGGAUCAAUUGGUACAGGAAAAACGUCUUUACUUAAUGCAUUAUCGGGGCUCAUGACCCGUACAAAAGGUUAUGUUGAAGUGAACGGUUCCUCAAUAUUCUGUGGUACACCAUGGGUUCAAAAUGCAACUAUCAAGGACAAUAUUACGUUUGGAAAUGAAUACGAUGAAAUAAAGUAUCAACGAAUCAUAACUGCAUGUUCUUUGAAUGAUGACUUGAAAAUUUUACCAGCAGGAGAUUUGACUGAGGUAGGUGAGAGAGGUAUCACAUUAUCUGGUGGACAAAAGUCAAGAUUGAACUUAGCAAGAGCAAUGUAUGCUAAUAGGGAUAUAAUUUUGAUGGAUGAUGUAUUAUCAGCUGUUGAUGCCAGGGUUGGUAAGCACAUAAUGGAGGAAGGAUUUGUGGGCCUUCUUAGAGGUAAGACCAGACUUUUAGCCACUCAUCAAUUAUCUUUCUUGAGCUAUAGUGAUAGAGUGAUUUAUUUGAACAGUGAUGGUACCAUUGAUGUGGGGACUGCAGAGGAGUUAGAUGCUAGGAAUUUGAAUUUUUCAAAGUUGUUAUCUCACCAAGAUACAGGAGACAGUAAUGACAACUCAGAAGGUAUGAUUUUCAACUCAAGACCCGAAGUUACCUAUAAAACAAAGGUAACUGACACCGUUGAGCUAGAAAAGGAGCUUGAUUUAAGAACAGAUGGUAUGUUGAUUGAAACUGAAGUUAGUGCAGAGAGAGCGAUCAACUGGAAGGUUUAUAAGGCUUUCUUCAAAUUAGGAUCAAGAAGAGUCAACCCCAUUUUUCUUCUUAUCUUCACAGCGUUUGUAACAGCAUGUUCAACUUUCUGUGGAAUGUUUGUUGACACCUGGUUGUCGUUUUGGCUUGAAUUGAAAUUUCAAAGAUCAAACGGUUUUUACAUUGGUAUCUACGUCAUGUUCACUUUUGUAAACAUCUUGUUCAUGUGGUUACAAUUUACACUUUAUGUUAGUAUCGUUUUAUCUGCUUCCAGAUAUGUCAAUAUAGCAGCGAUAAAGAGAUUUCUUCACGUCCCAAUGUCAUAUUUAGAUGUCACUCCAACAGGGAGAAUCUUAAAUAGAUUCACCAAAGAUACUGAUUCUUCUGAUAACGAAUUGGUGGAAAAUCUUAGGUUAGGGGUAUUCUUAUUUGCUCAAAUCAUCGGGGUUUUGGUGUUGAGUAUUAUUUAUUUACCAUGGUUAGCUAUUGCUUUACCUCCAUUAUUUUUCAUAAUUGCUUUGGUUGGUAGUUAUUAUCAAGCAUCUUCUCGUGAGAUCAAAAGAUUGGAAUCAACUCAAAGAUCUUUAUAUAUAAACAAUUUCGGUGAAUGUUUGAGUGGAUCGGAAACCAUUAAAGCCUAUAAUGCCGUUGACAGGUUCAUGGAUAGAAAUGAUCUCUUCAUCAAUCAAACUAAUGAAGCUUCCGUGUUGGUCAAUGGAGUCCAAAGAUGGGGUAGUUUGAGAAUUAUCAUCACAACUUUAGUUUAUGUGUUGUUGAUUACUCUUCUUGCCAUCAAUAGGGUUUUCAAUAUCAGCCCUGCUUCUGUGGGUUUAGUUGUAUCAUAUCUGUUUGCUCUUCCUGAAUUAGCUGCCACUAUGAUAAGAACAUUAGCAUUAGCAGAAAAUGAAAUGACUAGUUUCGAAAGAGUUCAUGAAUAUGCUUAUGAUUUACCCCAAGAACUGAGUUACCAUAAUGGGGAAACCAAACCUCACGAUCAAUGGCCAAAUCUUGGUGAAAUUGAAUUCAGGAAUGUUUCCAUGAGAUAUAGAGCCGGUUUGCCCAAAGUCUUAAAAAAUGUUACAUUCUCUGUCAAGAAUAAUGAAAGAAUUGGUAUUUGUGGUAGAACUGGAGCAGGUAAAUCUUCCAUUAUGUCAACCUUAUUCAGAAUCACUGAAUUGGCAGAAGGUAAAAUAUUCAUCGAUGGGAUUGAUAUUUCCACUUUAGGCUUACAUGAAUUGAGGUCUAGAUUAUCUAUAAUCCCCCAAGAAUCUGUUUUGUUCUCAGGUAAUAUCAGAAAGAAUUUAGAUCCAUUUAACGAAACUUCAGAUGACAUUUUGUGGGAAUCUUUAAGGAGAGCUGGCUUGAUAGAAGAGAGUGUUCUUGAUGAAGUAAAGCAACAAACUGAUUCAAAGAACUUACACAAAUUCCAUUUAAAUGCUACUGUUGAAAAUGAAGGAUCUAACUUCUCCUUGGGUGAAAAACAAUUGAUAGCUUUUGCAAGAGCUUUAGUGAAGAAUUCCAAGAUUCUAGUUCUUGAUGAAGCUACAUCUUCAGUUGAUUAUGAAACCGAUGCUAGAAUCCAAAACACAAUCAUUGAUGAAUUCAAGAAUUGUACUAUUCUUUGUAUUGCUCAUAGACUUAGAACUAUCAUUAACUAUGACAAAAUAUUGGUUCUCGACAAAGGAGAACUCCAAGAAUUUGAUUCCCCUUUGAACUUAUUUAAAGAUCAAAACUCCAUAUUCCGUCUGUUGUGUGAUAAAUCCAAAAUCACCAUCGAUGAUUUCAAUUCUUGUACAUAA
Molecule: messenger RNA, 4119 nt
Organism: Yamadazyma jaroonii
Lineage: Eukaryota; Fungi; Ascomycota; Pichiomycetes; Serinales; Debaryomycetaceae
Source: the annotation of a GenBank genome assembly